Molecule: messenger RNA, 2403 nt
Organism: Cucurbitaria berberidis CBS 394.84
Lineage: Eukaryota; Fungi; Ascomycota; Dothideomycetes; Pleosporales; Cucurbitariaceae
Exons: 3
Coding region: 1-2403 (800 amino acids)
Biological process (GO): protein deubiquitination
Cellular component (GO): nucleus; cytosol
Source: RefSeq, a predicted model, not a curated record
AUGGCCUCGGACCAGGAUGUUGCUCAGCUGCUGGAAAUUACUUUCUACCAGCUUGACAAAGACCAGGCCAAACAGCUUCUGGGGAUAACUGGCAACAAUGUCCAAGCCGCGGCGGAGAAGUUCUACGACAUGGAUAUCGAGCCGCUCAAAGCUCUAUUGAGGGACUCCAAGCCUACGUGGGAUGAUACCGCCUUCGGCGCGGGUAGCUAUAGGACCGAAGACACAGGUGGUGCGCUUCCCACUUUCAAUAUUGACUAUGCCCCAGGCUUUGAGAAUUACCCCCACAGUACCGGAAACAGCAGAGCACCCACGCGCCCGCCCUCGCGAAGUAGCCAACACUCCGCAGUCUCGACGCAUGCUGGCGACGCGCCUGUACAGAGUCAGUAUAGAGAGGGUGUGAGCAGCGCACGGCUGACAGAGACAGGCAUCGAGAACACGCAAGAAUCGGGAGUGAUAGGCAACUCGAAGCCAGUCUUUGGGCCCGCUAAGAGGGACCACUAUGACUCGUCACAAUGGGCUUUGGUAUCAACGGCUACAGAGGUCAUCUCAGAUCCAGUUCCUAGCCAGCGGCAGCGCGAAGAGGGCCAACCCGCUAUCCUUAAGCCAUCGCCCAGUUUCAACUACUUCCCCGCCCUCAUCCCUAUCCUUCACUCGAUACCACUAUUCCGAAAUGCCUUGCUCGCUCCCGGCGUCGUGCAAAAUGACUAUUGGGUGGGCGAGGAUUGGUGGAAAGGAAGCCCCUCACCACCGGCGCGCAUCAUCGAUACUACCAUUGGUAUUGCCGAGGAAUAUGGACUGGACAUCAUACAUGAGACUCAACGUUUGAUGGCAUUCCUAGACAAUACUGACAGGGUGUACGGCUCCACUGGCUCUAUGCUGGAACUAGACGCUUGGAAAGAGUCACGUCCGCCCAUCGAAGACCCAGACGACGAUCUCCUCAAAUUUCUCGUACUUUGGGGCUUCGCAUAUCAGAGUCAAGUUGCCGAUGCGCAACUUGAUGGUAUUUUGCGAUCUACUUUCAACGCUGGCGGGGCUAUUCGGGAAAGCUUCGUGCUUGACUCCACUGUGACACGCGUGCAGUCCAAGCCUGAUUUGAGCAUAUAUGACGUUCUCGACGACACUCUCUUUUCCUCGGUCACGGGAAGUGCGCACAUUGUCGACAUUAGCAAUAUCCUCAUCUUUCGCUUGACAUCCGCCAAGACGGACGCAACCGACUUGGGUUGCCGCAUCCCUGCUACCCUCUACGUUGAUCGCUACCUUGAGAAGAAUCGGCAUGUCAUUGAUGGCAUGUACAGGGAUAUGAAACAAUACGAGGAUCAGCUAAAGGACAUCGACACGCAAGAGCAGCGGCUGAAAUACCAUACUCCCAAGAAACAAGGAGUAAAUCGAAUAGAGUCUCUGAAGUUGCUACAGACGAGCAUGAAGGCCUUCCAGCCUCCGAAGGAUGGAUCAGAUGUGAACUCGCAGGAUGCUGUAGUCUUAUCCCAGCUGCAAAAUCUCUUCCAGAGCCUCGAGAGCAGACUCGCCGCCCUCGGUGAACAGGCUGCUGAGAUUCGGAGGACGUUGGACGGCAUCUCCGGUCGCUUCAAGCCAUCUGUCAACGAUGGCGUGGAUAUUGCCAUGGACACUGCGAAUGCCGAGUAUCCAGAGGGGGAGACCCCGCAAGACGCCAUGAAUUACCCAUACCAGCUCUACGGUGUAGCUACUCGCCGCGACGUCGUCUACCUUGUUCAUCCGGAUAUCAAAUCCAACGACCCAGGUGCAAAACAGUGGUGGCGCAUGCAGUAUGAUACAGAAUCCGCUAACCCAGUCAUCAUGCGCGACCGCCUCAGUCUGCAGGAAGUCAUUGAGCGCGCAACAUCGGAGUCCGCAUCCGUGCUUCUUAUCUACGCCAAUGAAGCUGCUACGUCUGUUGAGCCGGUACCGCUGUCUAAACCCCUCGAAGACUUUGUCAAGAGAGACAAGCUGAAUUUCUUGGAGGAGCUACAAAAGAAUGCGACGGGGUGGGAGGGCUUUGGUGAUUAUGGAACCACCGCGCAGGGCGAGUGGGACAAAGAUCCCCCAACCUACGACGGCGAUGGCGAUUGGAGUAACGUGGGUGCUAAAGAGUUCUACAGCCACGACAGGAACGAUUCAAACAUGAGCUCUACGACACUGACGCCGAACACAGAACUUGGCGAUGAUGUCGGAGAGGUACAGGAAAUGGUGGAAGUUAAUGGCGGCAUGGAUGCGUUUGCUGGCUUGUCGAGCAGCGUUUCUAGUGACACAGUUGGCGCUGAGGCCAUAGAUGUCGAUAGGCCGCUGUCGCAAAGCAAUCCCAGCCUACGAGAUGUCAGCAUGGUCGAUGCGCACGAAAAGAUGGUGACGCAGCAUACUGAGGUUGCGGAGAAGAAGGGGGGGUAG